Messenger RNA from Aedes aegypti (yellow fever mosquito), 492 nucleotides. RefSeq lists its product as uncharacterized. The record is from RefSeq and is a predicted model, not a curated record. Lineage: Eukaryota; Metazoa; Arthropoda; Insecta; Diptera; Culicidae. The coding region runs from base 166 to 492 and encodes 108 amino acids. The transcript has a single exon.
AAAUAAUAUUUGCUUUCAAAUGCUAUUGCUUUCAAUUUAAAUUAUGUUCAGUGGUGUCAGAUAAACUUCCCAGUAAUCGCCGAGUAGACUGCCAACACUGAACGUAUACUUUUUCUUGAUAAAACACUAUAACCAACCCGCAUAAAAUCAUUUAGCUUGAAUCUAAUGCUCACAUUCUCCACCACCCCCAACGAAUUGCAGGAAGUCGGCGAAGAUUCCAAGCUGGCUCGAAGUUUCGAGCGGAUACGAUCGAUCGUACGGAAGAAACGAAACGCCAGCAAGGAGAAGAACGAGAACGACACCAACACCCGGCUGGAGAAGCUGGUGAAUGAGAUCGUGAUCAAGCAGCGGGAAGAGAAGAAGAAGUACACGGCUGCGCUGGUGGCCUCCAAGGAUCAAACCAUUGUCUGCCGCCGACGGAAUUCCGACCAUUCAGGGUGGGCCGAUUUACAGCCCAAGUUAUCAGGUGGGUUGAGCUGCUUUAUGAGUUAG